Molecule: messenger RNA, 15897 nt
Organism: Wyeomyia smithii (pitcher-plant mosquito)
Lineage: Eukaryota; Metazoa; Arthropoda; Insecta; Diptera; Culicidae
Exons: 6
Coding region: 908-2224 (438 amino acids)
Molecular function (GO): protein binding
Source: RefSeq, a predicted model, not a curated record
CAGUCGAGCGGUGUAGACGUGCGUUUAGUAACGGGAAUCCUUUGCGAGCGUUUCAAUGGUCAAAUUCGUGUUUGCCACCCACUCACACAGUAGCACAGCAGGCGUCGUUUUUGCUUGAAAUUGCAACCAAUAAAAUAGGCACCAUCGUUCACAGUGUUUUGUUUGCCGUCUCCACCAGCAGGCGAAAGUUUGGAGGAGGCGCCACGUGCGGAAUAAUAUUUUGACGCACGCAUACAGCGGUCGGUGUGGCGGCAUUUUGCAAACAUCAAAACAACAGCGCGAGUGCACACGAAGGAAAUCCUUUGCUGACGUCGACGUCGUCGUCGUCGUCGUUGUCGUCCUCGUAAUCGAAGUUCGCUCUGCGUGUAGUGGUGCUUUCCACGGGCAGCCCAUUGUGUGUUUCUAGUUUGAAAAGGAGCAGGGAAAAAUACGAAAAAUCGGCUCCUUUGCCAUUUUACUUGGUUGAUCGUUUUCCUUUGUUUCCUCGUGUGUCAAUGCCUACUGCCUACUGUCAGUGGCCGUCGUCGGCGGUUGUAUAAUCAGUUUGAUAGCAGCAAUCGAAAGUGUUCGGACCUGGGUACUAAGGGGUGAAAAUUGUGCGCCAAGGUGCAGUUAUUGGCAAAUAAAGAAAAAACAACGAAAAUCAGUGGCAUAUUUGCAACCGAAUUGCUGGUGGUGAAAAUGUGAAGGUGUGGUUAUUUUUCGCUUGCAAAUUAUCAACACAGCUGCCAGUCGGAGGACCAACAGCAGCACGGGUGGUGGUGGUGGUUGUGGUUGAGAACCCCGAGGCAAAGUUUUCGUUUUCUUCUUUCGCCAUCGUUCUUCCUUGGCCUGCUGGCGGCUGGCUGGUCGUGCGGUGAAAAUCCCUCCCCAACCCAACAAACGCUGGAAACAAUAUUAUGGAAUUAUGUUUGCCGAACGGAGUCUUCUGAGCUGUUUAUAUAAUACCCUGAUUUUCUUACAGCUGCUUCCCAUGGUGCGCUCCUUCGGUGUGAUUUACGACGAGUACGUCGUGGAUCAGGGCAAAAAUCUGACGCUACAGUGCAGGUCAUCGUAUCCAGUAAGAUGGGUGCACGCCGGACGCCGGGACGACUUCCAGCAGUUUCAGAGCGACGGCUCGCUGCAGCUCACCAAUCUCACCACUAAAGACGGUGGUCUUUACACCUGUUCGGAGUUGGUUCCCUCCUUCACGACGGUAGAGCUGGACGUCGACAGUGGGGCGUCUCCGGAAAAUGUCACCAUCGAUAGCGUCCUGCUGUUCAGUCUUCACAAUGACACCCUAAACAGCAGUAGCAGCAGCAGCGUCGAAACGGACGAACAACAGGCAACGGCGUCGGCUGCGGUUAACGAUCAGCCCGACCAGUACGUCGAGAUACGGCGCUUCAACAUUAAGAUACGAAGGCCACCGCUGGCGGUUUCGAAUUUUUUCGUGCGUGCCUCCACCAUUAUUGCCGUGCUGGUGUGGGAAGUGCUACCAAACCGGACCGGUGGUUACGCGAUUCGUGAUUUUACCGCAGAAAUGCGCAAACUUCGGAUGACCGACGAUGAUCCCGAGGAACCGUGGGAAACGAUCGACCCACGGCACAUCAGCCCGAAUGCGCGACAGUUGGAGAUUUAUCACCUCAUCCCGAACACCACGUACGAGUUCAGGAUUUGGGCUAAUAAUGCGCUCGGUGCCGGUGAUGUAAUGACCAUAACGGCCACAACAACACCCGACAUGGAGGAAAAAGAUCUGAUCCGGCGGAUAAUGAUCGACGCGCAGAACUUUGACACCCGUGUUUGGAUAGCGGCCGUCGGUGUCGUCAUGGGAACGCUCGUUAUCCUCUCGCUCGGCACGUGCAUCGUGCUGUACAAGGAGUGCCGGGAGCCAAUCGGUACUGAAAAAGAGGAAGAGCUGGACAGCGUCGAGCUGGUGCCGAACAUAAUUCUCAAUCCGGGCUUCUGCGAUUCGGAUGAUCAGGGUCAGAACCCGCUGUCACCGCCGAUGCCACGUACGCUAGCAUUCCAGGGCAGUCCGGUCGUGGGUAACCACGUGAACUCACACAACCGCCGGGCCAGUAGUUACCAUCAAAACCACACCAGUCGCCCGCACUACGGCUCAUCGUACGGCGCCGGAGGCCGGUACCACUACGACGAUGAGGACGAUGAUUCCGACGAGGAACCGAUGACCUUCAGUCGCCGGAUGUCGAUCUUCUUUACCGGUAACACGAUCAAACGAAUUUGAGGGAAGGUAUUCCCGGAGGACUCCGCAAGGUACUACUAUUAGCGACUGCCAGCCGCGUUUCCGGUGCCUGUUAAACAGCACCUGGACUGUACAUAAAACCAUCAUACCAGCUUGCUUCGAUUGUUGGCUUCCCGAGUGAGAAAGAGAGAUAGAGAAAAAAAGUUCAAACCGGUGGGAAGCGAGCUAGCGACAGCCGCUUCUCAGCUCGAACGUCCUGCGAAUUUUGCGACAUUUUCCGACACCUUAAGUUCUAAUAGCAAAAAAAAAAAACUUGUGACAUGAAAUGUGAUACAUCGGACUAGGGUUUAUAGGAAUGAUAAAUCGAUUGGUACAAUAAGUAAACACAAAUAUUUCGCGAACAUUAGAGCCAAUUUAAACCAAAACAAGAAGAAAAAAAAACAAACGCAAAUGUUGAAUACGUAGCUUUUGUAAGUGAAACAUAAAGAAAUGAACAAACGAUAAUCGUAAACGUCGAAGGAACGCAGUUGUUUAAUAACGCAAAAAGUACUCACACACACAGAUACACUUGUUUACCAUGAUCAAAAAAAUUAACAUCCUAGAAGACUGUAGAGGUUGACAGACAGAUAGAGACAGAUAAAACCACGGCAAUAAAGAUGCAAUUUUCCGCCGUGUAACGAGAGUGUACAGCUUAACGGAGAAGCUAAUGAUUAAAUAUAAACCAGGAGAAGAAGCAGAUAAUACAUGCUUAUCAUGCACACCAUGCAAGACGAGACCUCACGCAGUGAUACGGAACUCGCUCGUUGUGUGCUCUGCUGCUUACUUACGUGUUUCCGUGGCCGUGCAUUCGAAAGCGGAGGGGGGAGAAUGGGAUAUAGGUAUUACACCGAGUGAAACGAUUUAGCGUGUAAGCCGAUUUUCGCUGUGAGGGCGUUUCGUUUUUUUUCUGUUAAUUACCGUCUCCUGUGGGGGUUUCACAGUAAUCGCUUAUAGUGUUACAUAAACCUGUUCUUUGGAGAAAAUCAGAAAUAAGCUCUCGAUACUUGUUCACCUCAAGCUAGGACUGUUUCCUUCAGCUGAGUUUGUUCAUUAAACAGGCGGCAACCCGUUGCUGUCAUGGUUUGGUUUUAUUCGGACAUGGUUUGUGUGAUGCACCCAAACUUAAUAUUGUUUUUAUUUGAAUAAUUUUAAGCAUUCUUAAUUGAUUUCAAAGAUUGAUUUUGCUGUUUGUUUAUAGUCUGCAAAUGCAUGACGAAUCGGAUAUUGUAUAUUUUCAAACUCAAAACACAAAUUUCGAUAUGAUUGGAUUAAUCGGAAUCCUCGCCUUAUGACUUCUGUAUAUCGAUUCUAAAAAAAACUUAUAUUGAGUGGCAUUCAGUCAUUGUUAACUGUUUACUAGAAACAGGAAGGUGUAUUCUUGGAAAUUUAAAAUGGCAUGUGGAGUUAAUUUCUGGCCUCUGAGUAUCAAUCUGAUUCUGGAAAUAACCACAUUGGGUUUUUAGGGUUUUUAGCUGUUUUCCAGAAACCGGAAGUCGCAGUCAUAGACAACAGAAUGAUUUCCAGAGUCGAUUCUUGACUGCUAUGCAUCAAAAACACUCAAUUGGGUAGUAUUAGGUCAUUUUCGACUGUUUUCCAGAAACGGAAGUCGUUAUCUUGGAUUUCAAAAUAGCAUUUGUGGUCAAUUUCUGACCUCUGGGUCCAGAGUCGAUUUUUGGCUUCUGUGCAUCGUUUUCCGGAAAAAUUGGUUGAAAUAUGUAUUUCAUUUGUGUAGGAAUACUUCUCCUCCUGAAUCGGAAAAGGUGUCAAACCAUCAUAGAAAUGUUUUAUGUGCUCUAAAAUCCUCAUUUUCCAAAUAAGGUUCCAUUUGCUUGAUUAGUUCUUGAGUUAUGUAUAAAUUCGUGUUUCAUUUGUAUGGAAGCCCUCCCUUCCAAAGGAGGAGAAAUCUCGAUCUACCACAGAAAUAUUUCUUGCUUUCGUUAACCAGUACACACCAAAUUUGAUUUCAUUUAUUUGAUUACAUCUCGAGUUAUACAGAUAUAUGUGUUUCGUUCGUGUGGGAACCGUCCCUUUUAAAACAGGUAGGGGUGUCAAACUACCAGAGAAAUAUUUUUUAUUUCUUAAAACAUCCACAUGCCAAAUUUGGUUCUGUUUGCUGGAUUCUCGAGUUAUGCAUUUGUGUUUCAUUUGUAUGAGAGCCCUCCCUUCUAGAGGUGGAAGGGGUCUCAAACUAUCAUAACAACCUUCCUCAGACCCAGAAACCUCUACAUAAAAAUUUUCAAGUCUAUAUGGAUUAAAUACACACUCACUUAUGGAUUAGACAGACAGACAGACAGAACUCCAUUUUUAUAUGUAUACAGGGUGUCACCAUGAAAUGAUACACUAGGGUGGGGAUUUCCAAAAAAAUUGCGUCAUCCGUAAUCCCAGGCAAAAACACCUCCUUGGAGUUCAAUAGCCAACAUAUAAAAAAUUGGUUCAAUUUUAUUUAAGUCUAAAGGUGGCGCAGAGGGCCUAAAGGUCAAAUUUUAAACAAAACAUAUACCUGCAUAGGAAAACAUGUGGUUUUGUGACCCUUGAGGGCAUAAAUUUUGUUCGUUUUGCGUUAAAUCAAAUAUCUUAAAUACCAAUAUAGUUCACUUACGUGAAAUUAUAAAGACAAAUUGAAAAUGACAGAAGCGUUAGUCACCUUUUCGACCACUAGGUGCGCCACUUCUGAUUUUGUUUUACACGACAUGCGAAAAAGAGUAACUUUUAACAAUAAUAUUACCCUAAUGAGUAUACUGAAAAAAAAAAUGCACAUUUUAUUCUGAAGUGGACUCGGCCGAAUAUUUUAUAAUAAUAAAGUUCGCCAAUGUAUGAGGCAAUCCAUGGGUGGUGUUCCACGGUUUGUACGUUUUUCGACCUCCGACAAUAUUUUGAGUUGUAAAAUGGCGACUUCCGGUGUCUGGAAAACUGCCGAAAAUGACCAAAUACCACCUAAUAUGGGUGUUUUUUAACUAGAAUGACGCUCAGAGGCCAGAAAUUGCCUCCAAAUGCCAGUUGUAAAUCCAAGAUGGCGACUUCCGGCUUCUGAAAAACAGCGGCAAAUGACCAGAUAUGGGUAUUUCCGCGAUUGUUAUGAUGCACUGAAGCCACAAAUCGACCUCAGACAACAUUUUGAAUUGUGAGAUGGCGACUUCCAGUGAUUGGAAAAGAGACGAAAAUGACCAAAUACCACCUAAUAUGGAUGUUUCUUUAACCAGAAUGACGCCCAGAGACCAGAAAUUGUCUCCGAAUGUCCUUUUGAAAUCCAAGUUGGCGACUUCCGGUUUCUAAGAAACAGUGAGAUAUGACCAAAUACCACCCAAUAUGAGUAUUUCUGAAAUCGUGAUGAUGCACUGAAACCAAAAAUCGACCUCAGACAACAUUUUGAGUUGUAAAAUGGCGAAGCUAAAAGUUGCACAACAACCAUAUACGACUAUUGACAACCAUUAUGCGGUUUCUCCUUUUAUCUUCUCCACGAGUAAUUGAAACAUUCAUUUAAUUGUACACUUCGUGGCCUGAUCAUUGAGCUUGAGCUUGACGGCCGCACAUUUCGUAGUUGCUUCCCGUGAUGGAUCUGAGCUAGUGAAGUUACACAGGGAACCACGUAUAUAGCAACUUGGGAUUAGUUUACCAUUUACACGUCGUGGCCUGAUUAUUUGAAUAUUUCUUCUUAGUGCCUCGAUGAGCUACAUCACAUUAUAUUAUCAAUAUUUAACUCCCGGAAUGGCGUUAGUUUUACAUACCAACAAUAUACGCACGAAAUCUGCAACAUAUUUUUUUCUGUGAAAGUAUGAAAUUGAGUCAACUAAAUCUAAAAUUGAGUAAAUUUAGUUUCGUGUGUGAAAAUGUCGGUCACACGCUCACAGAAAUUCAACAAAAAUGCACAGUGGUACAGUAAGGCAAUGUAGGCGGACAUGAGCUUUUCGAUGCGAUUUUUUGGUUUUAGAGUAAAAUUUUUUCUAAGAAGUUGUUUCUUAUAUUUAGUCUAUUUUUUAUGUGCAAAUGAAAAUUAGAGUGGUCCUGAAAUCGACUUAAUAAAAAAACUAACAUUUUUAUUUGCAGAAAUUAAUGUAUACAUUCAUCGGCACAGUUGUAGAUCAACUAAUUUUAAGCAACUUUUGGUAUUUCUUCACAAUAUUUAUACAAUAUUUGUUCUUUCAUAUGAUACAAAAAAAAAAUAUUUAUAUUUGCCCUAAACUGCCCAUAAUCGCAUAUUUGUAACAUUUGCAAAAUUGGUUGUUCGAGCAAAUCGCACUUUUAUAUUUUGACCUUAAAUGCAUUGUUCCUAAUAUAUUCUUGCAAAUAGACACUUCAACUGAACUAACUAUCAUGAAAAAAGUACUACUUUACACUAUGUAUACAUUGAAAAUUACUUUUGAAGUCAAAUUGGUUGAAGUUUUUGCAAUGAUACAUUUAUGCCGUCACUUUCAAGCUACUUUUGGAAUAUAUCACAGGGAAAAUGAAGUUUUUCAUGUAUUCAACAAGCAUGAGCUGAACAUCAGAAACUGAUCACCGCUGGUUAGUUACCGGACCAGAAUAACUUCCGAGUUCCAAAGGAUGCAGAUGUGGAUUUGGAUGGAAACUUUUUUGACAAAAAAGUUGAAAAAGUUAAGUAGUGUGACAAUUAUGCGGUUAUUUAUGCUAUGUUACAAAACAACUUGGUAUUUUUUACGACUUUUUUUAAACAAACAUAAGCAUAUUUUUCCAGAUGUAAAAAGUACAUACUAUUCUGAGCAUUUCCCAAUCAAAAGCACGAAAUCCAUAAAAUGUCGAAUGUUACAAUUAUGCGAUUACAGGCAGUAAACGGAAACAUCAAUAUAUCAAAAGGGCCUAUUUUUAAAAUAGAAAUAGUGAAGAGUCCAUCUGUACAAUAUAUCGACAAUGUUUUUUCGACAAAAUUGGCGUAUUUUUGAUUAAAGUUACCGAAGAAAACUUUGUUUUUAAAUUUGAAUCGAAAAAAUAGAGUGAAAAGGCUGAUUUGGAAACCAAAUUUAAUGUCUACAAAUGGUUUACAAUUAUUUACAAAAAUGGUUUACAAUUAUUUAUUUAGUUAUUAUUUAGUUUACAAAAAUGGUUUACAAUUAUUUAUGCAAAUAAAAACAAGUUAGUUUGUUUUUAUUCCGUUGAUUUUAGGACCACCCUAAUUUUCAUUCGCACAUAAAUAGAGGACUAUGUAUAAGAAACAACUUUUUACAAAAACUAUGGCUUUAAAUCGCAAACCAAAAUCGCAACGAAAAGCUUAUGGCCGCCUAAAUUGCCUUACUGUACCACUGUGCAAUGAGUUUAGUUACCUUUUUCACCACAAGAGGGGGUGUUCCCUGUCUGUCUCCACGGAAAUAUAUGGGAAAUUAGAGAGUGAACUAUAUUGUUAUUUUAAGAUAUUUGGUUAAAUCUAACCGUUGUCGGUUGCUGGAACCAGAGCUGCGAAAUUUCGAAACUUAAAAAUAAGAAUCACAACAGCAAUUUCAUUUUCUCAAGUUGAAACUGUUAUUGAGUGUUACCCGUGUCAAUUCUCACUGAAAAUCAUGUCAGUAAAAAAAAUGAUAUUGUCUAGGAACAUGUUGAAUACCGUAAGGCGUCCUAAUUCUGCGCGGUUUCUAACUCUGCGCACUUCAUAUUAAAAUGUUGGAACAAAAAUCAAUUAGAAGCAGAUUUUCAAAAAUGAUGUUGGGAAGUGAUUUCCUAUACAUCAACAGUUAACUUUCUGCUUAUGUUUCCUUUUUUACUAAACGGCAUCAACAUUUUGAUACUAAGUGCGCAGGAUUAGAGCGUCUCACGGUAUAUUUUAUCUAAGCCAAUCCUAUACAUAAAGCCGAUGAAGUAAAUAAGCAUCUACAUUCUCGAACCCAUAGACUUCGCUAAAACAACACUACCACUGUCAACAGAUUGAAGCUGAAAGUAAUUGCUUUCUUAGCUCGUUCGUGCUGAAAUUAAUAUUCACAGCUUUCAAUUUCAACUGAUAUUCUGUCGCUGACAGUAAAAAUUCGCAGCUCUGGCUGGAACAGCAUGAUAUGAUCAAAUAUCCAAUAUGGGUAUUCCAAAAGCGGGAAUAAUACCCAUAGUCCGAAAAUUUUUUACAGUUUAUAUUGUAAUUGAGCAUGACUGCCGUCUGCGACAUAUUCAGUUUCGAAAGUGCUUAAUGUUACGCAAUCUUUCGUACUGGAGGGCUAUCCUAUCCACCUGCAUAACAUAUUAGGUAGCCCGUAGUUGACUUGCGGUCCUUGGUAUCACGGAUCCAAUCAGCGUCGACGAAAACUUCUAAGUGCGUGGAAUCUACUUCCAGGACUAGCUCGUAGAUUACACUUUUGAGACACCGCUGGAUACGUUUCGCCUAUACUCAAUCAGUUGGUUAUUCGGCAGCGUAAACUCCUUCUUAAAGAGUAAGUAGCCAGAGUCCAAUGGGAUCGUAGACGGCUUCGCUGAACCGAAUUUUGUCAGAAGCUUCGUACGGUGCGACGUACUCCUCAUAACAGGUGACUUGGAUUCGGAAGAAGAAUUUGAUUUUCUCGGAAUACGUUACCUUGAAGUUUUGCUGCUUGAUGAUGCCCUCGAACUCCUUUUCCAGACUCAUAUACGGUAAGGAAAUCAUCAAGGUGCAAAGCAAUUUAAAUGAUUUUCCCAUCGCUCCUCCUGACGUAGAGGCACAGUCAUCCUUUGAUACCAACUCGUAGGUCCUCAACCGACGUGAAGACUUCUAGUUGGCACCAGACUCUGCGUUUCUCGUCUUCGUCGGCUGUUUAUCAACUUUCUUGGUCUCCUUGACAGCAGAUUUUUUGCUCCGAGAAAAUUCAUCCUGGUUCUGAGCCCUCUUUUUGGCAGUGGUGGCAAAUUUUACCGUCCACCUUCUUCCACAUAUCUCAAAUGUGAUCCAGAAAUCAUACCUUGAUUGCAGCCCUACAAAGAUACGAUCUACAAAUAGAGAGGUACCUUGGUGGAACCAAUCUUUACAAAAACUUCAGAAAAAAAUCGGAAACUUUUCAACUGGGCUACUCAACAGUAUGACCAAUACAAACAAUCCCUCACUGCCUAUGAAAAAGAAAUUAGAAGAUCAAAAAGGAUAAAUUGGAGGAAUACAUGUGAAAACAUCGACAAUACUCCACUAAUUAACUCAUUAACUUAUUAACUCAAGUGAAGACCAAAGUACCUCUGCAUCAAGAACUGGAAUUCUUGUAAUCAGGACAGAAAUUCACAAAACGGUGAAUACGAUGACUGAGCUAGAACAGAACUUUAAUAUGAUGAAGCAAUAACUUUGGUUGAUCAAAUUUCAACUAAAAGUAGAGCUGAAUGAGCCCUUCAAAUCACCUGGUAAGGUCGCUAUUUUUUCUGUAUGUACUACUACAGAAGGGUGAAGCAGUUCUUCUUCAGUCCAUUCUGACACAAUGCUUUUAAUCCAGUUUAAUUCUAGGCUAUAUUCCGGAACCAAAAUCCUUUGGGCCAAUAAGCUUAUCAUCAGUCGUUCUCAAAACAAUGGAAAAAAUAAUCGGUAAACACAUCAAGUCAUCAUAUCGUCGGUAACUCCAUGCUAUAGUUACAAAACUAGGGAAAUCUUCUACAGCUAAAGAAAUUGUCAUUUGAUAUUGAAGGAGCGUUUGGUAACUCAUCUCAUAACUCAAUGGUUGGUGCAAAGAAGAAACGCGGUUUCGAUAAUUGCUUUAUUCAUUCGGGCUUCUAGAACCCUUUUAAAACUGGAGAACACAUCCUAGUAUUGUUGUGCGUUUAAUACCGGACUGGACUAAUGCUAUUGGUCAGACUAGGGCGACUACUUCCAAUACGGUAUCCUGACUUAGCAAGAUUAAAAAGGGGGAAUAAGUCACAAAAUAUCGAAAAAAAAUUGAUCGCAGUGACAAAAUACCCAACACGAAAAAAAAAAUCUUAAACGGCUCACAAUCUUUUGUAAUUGAGUAUAUAGUGGUCGUAGAUCGGAUAAUCUACUGAAUUCGUUUUAUCUUGAUGAUGGAAAAGCUAGGAACGAACAUUUAUUGAAAUCUAUUCUUCGAUAUGAAAUUGAUUAUCCGUCGCUUGCUUGGUUUGUACCUCCAACAGUUUCUGGAAAACUGCCUAAAGUUAAGUAAAGCGACCAAUGCAUAUAUUUUUACAAGACUGAGAAAAGUGAACGAGAACAGAAGGUGUAACCAAACCGGUCUCGAACCGAUAAUCUUCGAUGGUGUUUCAGCCAAUUAGAUUACUGAGAAGGUAGCCUAUUGGUGGUGGGCUAUCGUAUCCCGUUCCUAGUGCAACUCGAUCGAUCACACACCUUGUCUUGUGGCAGUUACUUUUCUAACUGAGAGAGAGAGUGUCUCUAAACACGCAGAGCAUAGCAACUUACUAUAUCUAUGACCUGUUCUUUCUUCGAAUAGAUUUUACGCUUCAGGUUAACCCAGAAAUUCUCGAUGGAACGCGGCUGGGGACGUUAGGCGGGUCCGCCGACUUAUGUACCACAUCGAUAUUCAGCCGCUCCAUCUCCUCCAACGAUCACUUCGAGUACUGGACCGUGGACCGCCCUUAUGGUAUUUCUUGAUGAACGACGCACUUUCCGGCAGGUAUUUUGUAAUAUAGAACUCCCGUUCACAGCCAGUCCGGAGCGAAAGAAGAGCGGCUCUCGCUGAUUGUCAACCACAGCAGCACCUUCCUGAGGAACUUGGUGUAUGAAAUUAACUUGGCCUCGGAGCUCACCUCGUUCAUGGGGGAAGUAAAAUACGAAGUGCCCUGCUAGUCGUUGCCAUCCAGAGUAAGGGUUUCAUCGUCCAUCACCACCGCCGCAUUGCGAUUCGCCGUAAAAAUCGACUUGAGCAGCUUAUUAAACCGUUGCCGCUACGUCAUUGCCUGCAACUACGAGACCAGUAGACGGGCCUGCCGUUUCCCGAUCUGGCUAAGCGCACGCAGCGAUGUAGCCACUUUUCCGCAGUCUCCCGCUUCAGCAUCCUUUGGAGCUUCUUGUCGCUCAGGGUCGUCGGGUGACUGAUCGUUCUCCAAUAGUGCCAGGAUGUUGUAGAUGCUCGACCGGGCGUAUCUGGCGUCCAAAAAGCGACGCACGAUGUCCGUUUCCGACGCAGCACAUUUCUGAAGGGAGUAGUUUUACUGUUUUCGCUAUCAUGGUUAGAGUUCAACUGAUAGAGCUGUCAAUUUUUUUCUGCUGACUUAUGGAUUACUAUGAUUGAUGCUGCUUGGGUAGUUUCGUCCGUCCAGUUUUCUAAUGCAGGCAUUAACUUGAGAAAACCUAUAUUUUCAUGAUAUUCAACAGUGCUGCAGGUGGCAACCCUUGAUAUACAUUACUAACACUUAUUUGGAGUUCUCUCGAGUUGCCGCUUUUCUGAUAUUUGCAUCUAUUAAUGUGGUGUCCAAAAGAAAAGUAAAUGAAAAUCUUCUAAUGUAAUUCGUAUGGUUUAUUUCAUGCAUUUGUUUUUACUCAACAUUGUUGUUUGAAACUCAACACACUUGUUUGAUUGUUUUUUUUAAAUGAGCAAAAAUGUUGCUUACAAUGAAUAAUAAAUGUUAUACGAUGAAAAUUAUCUUCAAUGAGACUUGAACCCGGGUCUGUAACAUGCUAUUUCGACUGCUACUGAAGUACGUGAAUGAUCUUAGAAUACGUGUGUUUGAAGAAUCAUUUAUCAUGAGUUUUCACUGUCUAGUAACAUCAUGUAAAAUUGUAUUGGGGAUUUUGGAGAGGGUUAUAUUUUUCCGAAUAUAAAGCUUGAUAAUUACUUUUACCUGAAGUCUUCAAGAGGCAUUCAAGCUCUACAUCAUAUGGUGCACGAAAGCACUCUAAGCGCAUAAUUUGCUCUCAGUCAUACACGCUUACUAUAAUGUUGUUAAACAUUAAUAAUGUUCAUGUCAAGUUAAUGCAAAUUUCCACGAACGACAAUGGCGGAUAGUGGACGCCAUGACUGGCGAUAUAGCGUACCGCUGUGCCAAAACAAAAGUCUGUAAUGAGUCAUUACUAAUGACAAAACGUCAACACACUCCCAGAACGAAGAAGAAGAAGAUAGUGGACGCAACCCAUUUUGACGUAACGUAGCUUGGCAACUUCAACAAACAGUGGGCGUUUUGUUACUUAACUUUCGUCUCCUGUAUGCGUCGAUCAAAAUGAAGAAAACUGUUUGUUCAAGUAGCUGCUACGUUGCGAUGUUUUCAUAUUUUUCAGUAAAAGUUUAUCUUACAUUUACCCAUUCUGAACUUUUCUACCAAAGGUGACAUUAUCCCAGUCAAAUUAAAAAAUUUAACCUUUUUUUGUAUUGUAUUGUUUAUUUGUAUUGUUCUAUUUAUUUGUAUUGUUCUAAAAUUUUAGUGUUAAUUUUCUAACUUUGUAAGCUUAAAUUUGAAAUAACUUGAAAACAGACGCAUAUAUUUGCCGUGGAAAUGCUACAUAGCAGUACAAAGAAACAGUGAACGAGUUUUUUUAAACCACUGAAUAAAACAAAACUAGAAUUAUUUGUUUAUGUUGCUAUUACGUUAUAGUUGUUUUUCUGCUUCACUUUCGAAGUUUUUUAUGACACUUUUCUGUUAUUUUUUACGUUUGAAAACCGCAGCCCUACUGCGAUUGGAUUUCUGUUUCUUUCAGUAGCAGUUUCGGUUAUUUGAGUCUUCCUCCGCUGAACAAAUAAGUUGUUAUUUCUUAGCUAUAAAAAUGAAUUCUGUUAGUAUUUUGAUUACAUUUAGUUCCACAAACGCCCUCAACGCUUACCUUCAAUUGUUAGGGGUUCUCAAAAAUAAAAAAAAAAUAGAAGUCGAAGCAGUCGAGCACGAGAAAACAAAAAGACACAAACGCCUUCUGCGCAAUUCAAACUAAUAAAACGGCUGAGUGAGUAAACACAGUUCAUAUGAUAUAAUACGGACAACUUUUUAUAUUAAAAAGUUGCAAGCAUAUUUAGACGAUAUAUUUUAAACAUAAACAGCAUUAUUGAUAGUAUUUGAAGAAGAAAAAAAAGUUGUUAUUGAGAUACACUGCAAGUUAAAAUUACAAUAAAACAAUUCAAAAUAAGCGUUGCCGUGUGUUGCAAGCUUGUCCGCACUGAUUAAACCCAGAAGAUAUCUGAACACUGAAUACGAAACGGUGCAAUUCUAAGCCUGCGUUGGCGCAAGUCCGAGCCCCGCCCGUUACCCACCUUUCUGAAGAUGCUAACUCUUACUUUCACCAUUACUCUGUUUAGUCCUGAUUGCUUACCGCUUUAGGGUUCACUGAGCCUGAGUAAAACAAAACAAAAAAAAAAGACUCACCGAUGUAUAAUAGAACAAAAAUCCAUAACGCAAAUUUAGCUGUAAACAUAAACAUGUGCAGAACACGUAAAAAACUAUAUGAAAUCAACACAAAUAAGCUAAUCAGAAACUUCAAACUUCAUAUCAGAAAGUCUAUCUACAAAUACGAAAGAAAUUAAAACACGAUAUGAGCACUGAGUGAGAGUGGCGCAAGGAAAGGAAGAAAUCAAAAUGAAAAAAAAAGCCAGACUAAUUGUGAGAGGGCAAAAAGAAAAAAGUGUGAAGAAUUACGCAGAAUGAUAUUGAUAUUUAUACUCGUAAGAUUUAGUUGGUUCUUAACGCGCCUUAUCGUGAGAGGACACUGCGAAACAAUCUGUGUGAGAGAUUUAUCGUCAUUUCCGUCGACUGUCGAUGCCAUCAACUAGAUUGACUAAACAAAAUGCCUAUAAUUGUACAUGUAGAAAAAAGCUACUCUUAUUAUAUAUUAAUCAAACAACAACACCGCUGCAAGUAAUGAAAGCAAAAAAAAAAACAAAUCUAUUGAAACAGCAAAAAAAAAAAAAAAACUAAGCGAAAAAUGUGAGCGCUACUAUUGCUAUACCGUAGAGUUGAUAUUUGUCGUCGCUCCUCGUCGUACUUAAAGCCAUCCCGGUUAAGAUUGUGGCUUUUGCUGUUCCCCAGUCCAACAGAAGAACCACCCCGCGGAGCGAGCGGAAUCUGUUCACUUUGCCUUGCUUCAUUGUCAAAAAAAAAAAAACAGUUAAAAGUCAUAACCUCAUUGCGAAUCCCGGCAAUAAAACAUGGCAGAGGGAACUAGAUCAAGCAAAGCGUAUCAUCAAACGCCAUUUAGAAACUCACACUACAACACCCGCUUCAACUGUCAUCGCACUUGGUACAGAGCUUCAUUUCUCUUUCUCAUCGUUGAUCGUUUUUUCGGCACCUCAAGCUUAUCAAAACCCUAAGGGCACCAAUUCGAGUUCGUUGAUUUUGAAAUUCAACACGCAUUUUUUUCUUGCAUGAUCCAUCAGAAAACAUUUCGCAAAUACUUUUUUCGCCAUACACACGAUCAAUAGCGAACCAGACUCAAGUUAUACCCAGUAUCCAAUUUAAAAGUAUCAUCCAAGUAGCGUCAACUUUUUUCAAUCACAGAUUACAGAACCCAUCAGCAAAACAUUAGCAGCAAAUUUCAACUUUUUCCAGCCCAAUGCAAAUAUAAACUCAACUCAACUAAACUGUCUAGAGAAUCACGAUCCAACAAGCGGAAUGCAUUGCAUGAUUGCGACAAUUGAGCAAACUAUAUAAACACUGCUCCUGAAUCUUUUUGCGCUCCUUUUUUUCACUCAAUCGUAUACUACUAGUUUUGACUCUGUAAGUAAGUUACUGAACGAGGCGCAGUUUGAAGAAUUAAUCUUUUUUAAAUUUGGCUUUACAUAUCUUGUUUAAAAUUCACUCCAACCCGUACCAAUCACACAAUACUUCCCACUCCCGCCCCAUUUGAUUUGCCCCCAUUUUGUUCUAACUCUGUAAACUGUUGCUUACUAAUAUAACCUCGAUCUGUUUUUUUCCUCUGUAGGUCUUUCAGAGACUAAUGAUUUCUUUAGAGGGCGCUAAGUCCAGCAGACCCGUACAUGAAAUACCGUUUUAUCUUGUCUUCUAACGUUCAAUUAAUCUAGCUUUUAAAUAACGAACCAGUGGGAACACAAACAUGAUUAAUAAUUAAGCUUUACUAAUAUAACAGAGUUAUUCUAAAUUAUCUUUUGAAGUCAACUUCUUGGAUCCGUAACUAGUAAUACUGGAUUUUUCGUCCCCUACUUCGAGAUUCUAAUAACGCAUAAGAUGCUUAUGAAAGCAAAAUUCGAUUUCGAUUCAAAGUUUUGACCUAAUAUAUAUAUAAAAAGUACACCAAAAUUUGAAACAAAAAGUUAUAUUUACACUGAUUCUAGUGACAUAAGCGCACCCCAGCAUAUAGCAGCGAAAGCGUAGAGUAAGGCGAAUAUUGUCCAGCAAUUGUGAAAAUGCAUUUCACGGUCAUCUGCUCUUCUCAUCUUUACAAAAACAAACCUUACACUUUAUCUAACUUUAAAAGAAAAAUACUAAACUAAACUAUUCGUGUCUGACUGUUGCUUUUUCCGAUAGCUUUCAUAAUCGCAAUUCAUAAAACAAGCCCACGCUGAGAUAUUAAUACGAAUAAGUGAUGAAACCAAAUUAAUAGCUAUUCAAUGACAAAAAAAAAAACAGUGGAACGUAAUUAAUAAAUUUCUAUCCCUAAAGAGAAAAAAAGCAAGCUGUAAAUUUCCCGCGAAAAAAAAUACUGCACACCCCCUCCCCACUGUCGUCCUCCUUUUCUCCACCACAACAAAUGCAAACAUCUAGAACCGACAUACUCUUAUCGAGGAACGAACGAUUCCCGAGCAAGAUCAUCAUGUAAACGCCAGUGUCUUACAUAUUUUAUUACAUUUUCAAAUAAAAAAAAAAGCUGUUGAGGAACGUGCGUUGUGCCG